CGUCGGGGUAGCUAUGGGUAAUAUACAUCAAAUUAUGUAAAAAUAUUUUCCAAAAUGCAAAUAUCCACAGAGGAAAAUGGGGACUACGUUUGUAAGGAGAAUCGGCCAUCCUCUUUCCUCUUAAAAUUUAAGAAACAAACUGCCGCCGCUAUACAAUCGAAGCUACGCUCUCAUUAUAAAACGACUGUGUAUAAUAAAAUGAAAUUUGAUAUGAAUAUUCUAUUUUUUAUUUUUAUUUAUUUAAACUUUAUUGCACAAUACAUGAAGAGUACAAAUGGCGGACUUAAUGCCAGAAGGCAUUCUCUACCAGUCAUCCAUCAAGUAGGUAAUCUAUUUGAUACUAGUUUUCGUAGUUAAAAAUUUCAAUAAAUAUAUUUUAAAAAGAAUACAAGUUUAACGUACAAAUUUUCUUGUAUUAACAACUUUUAGACACAAAUUAUUACUAGACAUAGACAGAUACAUAUUACGUAAAUGUUCAUGCCAAGUUUCAUGUAAAAUUAAAAGCAUGUCGUUUUAAAAUAUACAUAUGAAUGGAUUAUUUGCGGUGGGAUAGUGUGUUUCUUAAGUUUUAUUUUAUUUUAUUAGGUAUAGUUUUGUGAGAUACCAAUAAAAAUUAGGCCACAAUGCAAGUGUUAAGAAAUCGCAUCAUCUGUACAAGUUUUUCUGUGGCAAAUAAAAGUAUAAGAAGAUGUGUCAGUGGACUCGCUUGCCCUAUGAUUGAACAGAGGCAAAAUAUAAAACCAUUCGAUGAAAUACCUGGACCAUCGAGCGUACCUUUCUUAGGACCGAUCCAUAAUUUUUUACCCGGAGGAAAACUGGCAGGUUAUAAAGGAGUGAAAUUGUCCGAACGUCUUUACAAAUUGUACGGGCCUAUUGUGAGACUUGAUGGGAUUCUUGGCGGAUACGAUACGGUAUUCUUAUUCGAUCCUGACGCAGUGGAGCAUGUUCUGAGAUCCGAAGACCCGACUCCAGUACGACCUUCUUUGGAAACAAUGGAAUACUAUCGCAAGAGAUACAACAAGACUUACGAUCCUAAACGAAUUGUGGGACUUAAUGAUCAUGGCGACAGUUGGAGAGAAUUUAGAACAAAAGUGAACCCCAUAAUGAUGCACCCGAAAACUAUAAAAGUGUAUGCAAACGCGCUGGAAGAAGUAUCUAAUGACAUGGUGUCGAGAUUGAGAACGAUUCGUGAGGACGACCACAAAAUCACGAAAAAACUCAACGUUGAAAUGAACCUAUGGGCUCUAGAGUCCAUAGGCGUAGUGGCACUCGGCACCCGCCUAAACUGCUUCGAUACAAAUUUACCCACGGACUCUCCAGUCAAAAAGCUAAUACAAAAUGUUCACGACAUUUUCAAUAUAGCUGACAAGUUGGAUUUCAAUCCAAGUUUCUGGCGGUUGAUUUCGACACCUAAUUUCUAUAAAGCAAUGAAAAUUUAUGAAGAACAUGAAAAAUUAACAAAAUAUUUCAUUGAUCAAGCAAUAAAAAAAAUAGAGGAAUCAAAAAAGGAUUUGGCAAACACUUCAAAUUCUGAAAAGCCUAUUUUGGAGAAAUUAUUAGAAAUCGAUGUUGAAACAGCUCGUGUCAUGGCCUCUGAUAUGCUGAUGGCAGGAAUUGAUACGGCAUCAAACACAGUACUCGCUACAUUGUAUCUCCUCGCAACAAAUCCAGCAAAACAGGAGAAGCUUAGAGAAGAAGUGCUGAGCAAGCAGUCAAGGAAACCUUACCUCAGGGCGUGCAUCAAAGAAUCCAGGAGGAUGCUGCCAGUAGUCAUCGGAAAUGUGAGGCUGGUAGCUAAAGAGUACAAUCUGCUUGGAUACCAUAUUCCGAAAAACAGUUUAGUUUUGUUCGCGCACCAAUACAUGUCAAGCAUGAGCGAGCAUUACCAGAAACCAGAUGAGUUUCUCCCGGAAAGAUGGCUUACGGACAAGGAUGAUCCUUUACACCAUGGCAACACCCAUCCUUUUGUAACGGCCACAUUUGGAUUUGGAGUUAGAAUGUGCUUAGGUCGCCGCAUUGCGCAGUUAGAGAUGGAAACCAUUGUGUCCAAAAUAAUAGAAAACUUUCAGUUGGAUUGGACGAGUGACGAACCGCUUCACAUCGCCCCGACUUCCCUCAACUAUAUUACAGAACCUUUCCAUUUCGUAUUCAAAGACCUAUAGAACCAGAACCUGUGGGGUCCCACUGCUGAGCAAUAUGGGAUAGAAACCAUCAUGUCAAAAAUAAAAGAAAACUUUCAGUUGGAUUGGACAAGCGACGAACCGCUACACAUCGCCCUGACUUCCAUCAACUAUAUUACAGAACCUUUCCAUUUCAUUUUCAAAAAUCUGUUGAAUCAGAACCUGUGGAGACCCACUGCUGGGCAAUUACGAGAUAGAAACCAUAAUGUCGAAAAAAAGAAAAUUUUCAGUUGGAUUGGCCGAGCAACGAACCGCUGCACAUCGCCCCGACUUCCAUCAACUACAUUACAGAACCUUUCCAUUUUGUUUUCGAAGAUCUGUGUAGCAUCAAAACCUGUUGAAUUAGAUAGAAACCAUUGUGUCAAAAAUAAUAGAAAACUUCAACCCUGAAAACUGAAAAAAAACAUAGGUGUUUCAUAUUUGUAUAGUGUAUAGUAAGUAAGUUAACUUAUUCAUUGAAUUUAAUUAAGUUUAACAUUUAAACUUUUUUUUUUAAUUGGGCAAUUUUUCAUAUCCAUUUAUAAUUUUUA
Cydia pomonella (codling moth) is the source of this 2710-nucleotide messenger RNA. RefSeq names its product cytochrome P450 CYP12A2-like. Gene Ontology annotation, molecular function: iron ion binding; heme binding; monooxygenase activity. The record is from RefSeq and is a predicted model, not a curated record. Lineage: Eukaryota; Metazoa; Arthropoda; Insecta; Lepidoptera; Tortricidae. Bases 624 to 2162 code for a protein of 512 amino acids. The transcript is spliced from 10 exons.